Paralichthys olivaceus (Japanese flounder) is the source of this 6083-nucleotide messenger RNA. It is a transcript of the gene tprn, whose product is annotated as taperin. The record is from RefSeq and is a predicted model, not a curated record. Gene Ontology annotation, molecular function: phosphatase binding. NCBI's taxonomy places the organism in Eukaryota, Metazoa, Chordata, Actinopteri, Pleuronectiformes, Paralichthyidae.
CAUUCGACUGGUUUACUUGUGCACUUCUUUAUUUCUCUUCCUCUGCACUCUUCAGUCAGUGCAGUUCUUAAUUAUGGCCUGGUGAUAAAUGUUUGAUGAGGAACAGUAAUCUCCUGUAGUACCCAAGAAUAGCCCUCUAAGUGCUGAUUCAUGUGCAGCAGGCUCCUCCUCAGCUCGUGUGUUUGCAGCAGCAGGAUUAGCAGCAGGUGGCAUCGCCAUCGACAAUUGCUGAGUGAGCCACGGUCAGUCGGUGAGCCACGGUCACAUCCAACAACAAAUGUGAGGCCUUGUUUGAACAUGCGGUGGUCCUGGCCAGGUGUAAUCUGGAUGUGAACCUAAAGUGGCUAAUGUGGUAAAUGGUGAAUAUGGCACGAAUAGCACAACAAAUAUUAUACUUACUUAUUAUCUGGCAGACAUUGAACACAGUAUGUGGGUCAGAUCUGGGCCAAAACUAUUUUAUUAUGUGGAUGUGAGUUUGAAAGGAAAACAAUGGAUUUGAAAAUAUAAGUAAAUGGGUAUACGUACUACUUAUAACAGUAAUAAAAACAUUUAAACCUUUCGCAAUGACAAGUUUGAUUCUUCAGAAUGAGACGAAACAAUACUCACAAGAAAUCUACAUUUAAUCAUUUGAUGAGAGGUGAAUAUAAAUUAUUUGAAAUUGGCGGAUUGUAAUUGAACAUAUCACGUUUGAUUGACAGGCCGUCCUCCACCCGGUCAACAAUAGAAACGGGAGUGGCACAUAGAGAGAAGGCGUGUCCGCGAGCCGCAGCGUCCAAUCAGGAAGCGCGGUGGGAUGGGCCGGGCGGGCUCGUGCUGCAGCGGAGAGGCGGAGCCGCGUUCAGGGGCCGUGCGGACAGAGGAAGCGGAGUCAGAGGAGAGAGACGGCGGGGAUGAGUGCGAGGUAGCGGCGCUGCAGGUACAGUCACAGCCGGAGACGAGAUCCACAGCCGCGGCGACACCGCCUCGGAGCCCCGGAGUCCUCCCCAUCCCCCUUCCAGCAACCGUUUGCGAUGUCCGGUGGGGGAGACGUUCGCGUCCUCCGCCAAGAGGCCGGACAGGAGAGCCCGAGGAUGCCGGCCUGGAAGCGAGAGAUCCUGGAGAGGAGGAAGGCGAAGGGCUCUGGAGCAGCCGGUGCCGCGGAGACGAGCCCCGGCGGCGGCGCGGGCCCGCAGCGGGUCAACGGAGAGGCGACCGGGAGCGUGAACGGCAGCGGCGGUGGAGGAGAUGGAGGCGUUGGAGCCCAGAGAGACGGAGGACCGAGCGGAGGGUCCGGGCGGAAUUACACCAUCACCACCGCCAGCCAACACUUCGUCAACAACAAAGAGACACGACCGGCGGCCGCGGAGACGACGACAUCCAGGGAGGAGAGCCUGGUGCUGCAGGAAAGCCUGGGCCCGCUGGAGGAGAACCCGUUCAUCAAGCUGGAGAAGGAGCGGAGGAGGCGGCAGGACCGGGACAACGCAGCCCGCCCGGUGCAGCACAUCCUGGAGCUGUACGGCAGCGUGCCCGGCAUACGGACCAUCCGCGCCGAGAACAUCAUCAUCAUCGAAUCGGAUCCGGAUUACUUCCCGGAAGCCGGGGCGGUGAAACCCGGGUCCAAGUGGCAGCAGAACGGCGUGAGUAGCUACAGCUCCCUGAACGACCUCCUGGACCAGAGAGGGAGCGCGGUGACCGAGAUAAGAGCCAAGGAGGUGGUGAUCUAUGACACCACGCUGAGCAAGAGUGAGGAGAACCUGAGCACCCUGGGCCGCCCCGACCACGUGACCCCACCGUACGACUCAGGUGAGGGUCCGGGCAGGGUGAGCCGGAUGCUGCAGAAGUUCGACAGCAACUACGGGAAGCUGCAGAAGAAGUCCCACAGCACGGAGAACCUGCUGGAGCUGGACUGCGGUGCCGGCUGCAGGCCGAGACCCUGGCUCAAGCCACAGCCAGAUCUGGUGCCAAAGCCCAGACCGGGCAGCCCGGGCAGCAGCCUCCCGUCCUCGCCCGUCUUCCAGAGCCCCUGCUCUUCCAAACCAAAGCCACAGCCCGCUGCCUUUGAGCCAGGCAGCCCCCAGCGUUCCACAGCCUCCCCACAGUCUGUGUCCUCAUUCCGUCAGCGGUUUGGGGACAGCGGGGGCCCUGGCGUGGCCUCCAGAGAUGAGCCAGACAGGGGGGCAACCAAGCUCACCCGAGAGCGAGACUGGGAGGCCACUGAGGUGUCGCCCAAACCCAAGGUGCCAUGCUCUCCGGAGACCCGUCGUACCCGUGCCGAGUCCCCCUCAAGCCCCAUCUCAUCUAAGGUGACGCGUUCCUCGUCCGACUUUGAGAUCCGUCCCUCCCCAAAGCCGGACCUCAACCAGAUCCCCGAUGGGGACACCCAGGCACGGGCCCUUGCAAACCUGCGCCUGCAGUCCCGCUACACCUUCACAGUGAUCCCCAAACGCCGGCUGGCUGCCAUGCCUGCAACAGGCAGCCAGAUGCCGCCUGGCUCGAUCAAGUCUUCACCGUCUCACAGAGUGGCAGAGGUGCCAGGAGUGCCAACCUCCAUCGCCCCAACACCCAGUCUGACACCAUCAAAGAGGAAGGAGGAGAAGGAGCUGGAAGAGGAGAUGGAGAGGGUAGUCAGGUUAUCCAAGCCUGAACCACCUCCUGCUGUUGCCACAAGUCCUGCACCUCCUCCACCCUCAGAACCUUUAUCUCCAUCACCUGAUCACACCCCAGCUCCCUCCUCUCCUCCUGCCCUGUCCUCACCCCCCUCCUCUGUGGCUGUCCCAUCUUCCCCCCCUUUCUCCCCACCCGCCUCAUCUCCCGUCUCCUCAGACACUCUCGCCCCCCCUGCCCCCUCCCCGGCUCCAGAACAACCUCCCAUGGAUCAGCUGCCAGUCACAAAUAUAGAUGACAUUGAGGUGGAGCCGCCCCAGCGAGUCCCUGUUCCCAGCCCCAUGGUGCAGAGGAGAAAGGGGAACACCUUCACUGUGGUGCCUAAACAUAGGGUGGAUCCCCAGAUGAGCUCACCUGAGCCCCAACAGGAAAGCUCAUCUGAGGCCCCGCCGGGGUCCACACCUCCGCAGGCCCCAUACGCUCAACUGGGGUCCCUGCUGAAGAAGCGUUACCCUGCUGUGGAGGAGAUUGAGGUCAUCGGUGGAUACCAGUCUCUGGCCAAGUCCUGCCUCUCUAAGAUGGGCUCCACGGGCAAGAAGCUCAAGAUCUCAUUCAACGAGUCAAGUCUCCAGAGCACGUACGAGUAUCCAUCAGAGAACAGCGCGUGGGACAGCGGAGACGAGGACGAGGACGAGAAGGGAGACGGCAAGGUAGCAGACGAACAGCCGAGCAUGGUGGGACGCAUCCACAUCCCCCGACCCAGUUUCACCAACUCGCCUACGCACACGAACAACAGCAACGACCUUUCCAGCUACAUUCCCAAGCACUCGGUGGACUUCAGCGCCUGGCAGGAGCACAAGCAUGGCGACGGCGUUUACCAGGAAGACGCCGCUUCCACACAGACGCAGGUGACAGAGGAAGUUAUGCUCACACCGGCCGACAGCUCCUCCCUCUCUGACUACAGCAGCGAGCCCGCUCUGUACUUCUGAUCACACGGACCAAUCAGCUGUUCUGUAGCUUUACAGCAUCACACUGGUGUUGGGACCAACAGCAGCCGGAGACGCAGAGGAAGUCGUGUCACAUCUGGGUCUGACCCGCCUCCAGCUCCACGUCAUCUCUAAGCACAUCGUCCUGAUCAGAAAGGAAACUUCUUUUUUUUUUGUUGCUGAUUUCCUGCCACGGUACCUCCACACGCCACGGUAUCAACUGCGUAUCAGCGCAGGACAGCGUUUCGUCAGGUGGCUGAUGUUUGAGCUCCACCUUCUUUUUGACAAAAACAGCUGGACUGUCUUUCCCCCCCCUCGACCCUGGACAGUUGAUCUGUCGGCCCCCGACUCCGUCCACUGGCUUCACAUCUCUCCACGUCCGCAUCACAUCUUCAAUGCUUGCCACGGGUUUUUUUUUUUCUGGGAGACGUUAAUGGGCAAAGGGAUCAAAACCCCUUAAUUGAACAGGAAGCCACCAGUGCCCAUGUGUAGGUAUCGCCAUGGUGACGGUGAGUUCAGUGUUAGCAUGGAAACAUGUCAUUCUCCAGAAGCGUAGGUCCUGGAGAGCAAGUUCGCUUUCAUAUAGCAGCUCGAUAGCAGACUCGAACAGUAAAGAACAAAAAUAGUUAAGGGUGCCACAAAUGUAGUUUUACUGUCUUUCUUUGUUUUUGUACCUGCAUGUUUUGGUUUCAACCAACACCUCCAUGGGUUCUCUUACUGUAAAGCUUCUCUAUGCCUUUUAGUUUUGUACAUUUUCCAGCCGACUAUGCUGUAUUGGAGCUGCCAGACGUUUGGUAGACGAGUCAAACAGCGAGCAACUUCAACACGCUUCCUCCUUUAGUGACGAGGGAGGAAACAUAUGCACCCGGGGGAGAUUUCUGUCAACCAGUAGCAACUCUGAUCCCCGAUCAAAUGCUUGAAGAAGUGACCUUGGCCAAUAAAUGUCUGUACGUCCGUAACGCUGGUGACAAAACAAAGCAACAUACUGUAGAAUGUUUCUGUAUAUCCUCUCUUUCGAAAUUCUCUGUGUCACGUUUAGAGACUGUAUGUAAACAUGGACGACGUGUCUCCGCCUCCCGCCACGAUCCAGGCACCAAGCCAAAAAAUCCCGGAUACGAACGCCGCCAUUUUGUACCGAAGAGUCUGUCUUCUACACCGGAGGCCCCAAAAUAUUGGCCGUUGCGUUUAAUAAAAACGACAGAAAACAUCUUUGAGAAUAAUAUAUGAAGAGCUUUUCAGUUUGGACAGAGUUUAUGACCUUUACAGUAGCCAGCCACCAGGGGGCGAUGGAGAUGCUUUGGCUUCACUUUAGGGGAUCCGUGAUGUCGUCCAUCUUUAGAUACAGUCUGUGGUCAUGUUUAUGAAAAGCUGUCAGACGUCCUGACACUUUUCUUUUGGCUUCUUGUGUAUUUAUUCCUGCUUCAAGUUGAAGUUUGCAUGUCUGAGACCUGUUCAUGUACAAAAAAACAUUUUUGUAAAGAAAACAUUGCUGGUAUGGAAAAAACCGGACGGGUCCAAACAGGCCCACUGGAUAUUUCUUAUCUUUAUUUUUUUUUUUUCUUCCAGUCGGACCUCAUGUACUUUAACAUUCCACAGAGAAAGACGCCGCUCCAUUGAAGUAAUGAAGGCAAUGAUGAUAACGAUCAUUCAUGAUGUUUGUGAGAGUGAAUGUGUGUGUGUGUGUGUUUGAAAGAAUGUGUGAUGAUUUUUUUAAAUUAAGAUUUUUUUAUAUACAGUACAAGAAUGCUCCAAGUUUCCAGAUGAUUUUUAAAAAAAGAAACUCAUAAUGCCAACUGAUUUACGUGUUGCUGUCACAGCCUCACAUUCAUUCUUCAACCCUACGGCCAGUAUUGUUGUACAGUUUCCACCUUGUUUUCAUAAUUAGGAAGUUUUCUGGAGGACUUUUGCUGUUAGGAGAUGAGAUUCUGUCUUUGUCCGAUGAAUUUAGGAAAUGAUCUGUUUGGAGUCGUGGAUGUUUUAUGUGUCUCUGCACUGUCAUGCUUGUAGCUUUGAUUUGCGCCUCGUGAGAGGGAACGAAGGCGACAGGGAAUGUGCACUAAAAGAACAAGAGCUGAAGAGUUUUGUUCCGAAAACAACAGCCACUAUUUGCGUCUUGUUAUACAACCACUCGAAUCCCAAUGAACGAAUCGGUCUCUGGGACUGAGCUCUUCAAUCGUACGUGAUGAAUGCACUGCCGAUGAUGCCAUGUCCAUUUUUUUAUCCCCUGCCACAGCCUUGCAACGAAAGUCUUAUGAUUGUCGGCCUUUGCCACUGUGACCACAAACAGUCCACUUGGAGGUUUCCACCAUAGACUGUAAAUCAAAAUGGAUGACGAGUCUCAGAAACCAUCUUUGAGAGAAAUGUAUUUGACAUGGUCCAUCUCCCAUCCACUAACCUGGAGGUGGCAGGUGUCAUGACUGCAGCCAGCCACCAGGGGGCGGUCAAGAUGAUUGGGCUUCACUUUCGGGAACCUGUCAUGUCGUCCAUCUUUAUUUACAAUCUAUCAUUUCCACA